AUGAGAAACCACACCACAGUAACAACCUUUAUUCUUCUUGGACUGACCGAUAAUCCACAGUUACAAGUGGUCGUUUUUCUUCUCCUUUUUUUCACCUACAUUUUGAGUGUCAGUGGGAAUCUAACCAUAAUCACCCUCACCCUCCUGGACUCACGUCUAAAGACACCCAUGUAUUUCUUCCUCCGAAGUUUCUCAUUUUUAGAAAUCGCAUUCACAACUGUCUGCACCCCCAGAUUUCUUGUCAGUAUGGCGACAGGCGAUAAGACCAUUUCUUACAAUGGUUGUGCAACACAGCUGUUUUUUACUAUUGUCUUGGGUUCAAUUGAAUUUUUUCUUCUGGCCGCCAUGUCUUAUGACCGCUACGCGGCCAUCUGCAAACCCCUGCAUUACCUGACCAUCAUGAGUGACAGAGUCUGCAACUUGUUGGUCUUUGCUUCAUGGUUGGCUGGUUUUAUAAUAAUUGUUCCACCACUCCUUGUGGGUCUCCAGCUAGAUUUCUGUGCAGCCAACACUAUAGACCAUUUCUUCUGUGAUUUUUCUCCUAUAUUACAGCUCUCUUGCACAGACACAGAUGUAAUAGACUUAAUGGCAUUUCUCUCAGCCAUUUUGAUCCUCCUGGUUACAUUAGUAUUAGUGGUUCUCUCCUAUGCAAACAUCAUCAUGACUAUACUGAAGAUACCUUCUUCUCAACAGAAGAAGAAAGCCUUUUCUACAUGUUCUUCUCACAUGGUGGUUGUGUCCAUUUCGUAUGGCAGCUGCAUCUUCAUGUAUGUGAAACCCUCUGCUAAGGACAGAGUGUCUUUAAAUAAAGGGAUAGCCCUGCUCAGUACCUCUGUUGCCCCCAUGUUGAAUCCCUUCAUUUACACACUGAGAAACAAACAAGUGCAUGAUGCUUUUAAGCACAUGAUCAAAAAGACUGAGAUUUUCUCAGGGAAGUGA
Messenger RNA from Ailuropoda melanoleuca (giant panda), 939 nucleotides. Its product is annotated as olfactory receptor 6C74. The coding region runs from base 1 to 939 and encodes 312 amino acids. The transcript has a single exon. Gene Ontology annotation, biological process: G protein-coupled receptor signaling pathway. Gene Ontology annotation, cellular component: membrane. Gene Ontology annotation, molecular function: olfactory receptor activity; G protein-coupled receptor activity. The record is from RefSeq and is a predicted model, not a curated record. NCBI's taxonomy places the organism in Eukaryota, Metazoa, Chordata, Mammalia, Carnivora, Ursidae.